AUGCCUCGACAUCGCCGUGAUGACGUGACUCCUUUCGACCCUGUCUCAUGGCUCUGGUGGCAUCCCAAUGUCAGGUCGUUCAACGACGAAGAAAAAGCAUGGUUGAAUAUUGACACUUCCCGUGCUCCGCGGGAGACAUUCAUUGAAGUCUACCGGCGCGCAUACCGCGUUAGGUCUGUAGACGAAAUGGCUGAGCAUGUUCGAACCAAAUGCUUGGGCGACCCGUCGCUGAUCUGCACCAUGCUGAUCAGUGCAAACCCUACCAACACCUCGAGUUCCUCGGCGACGCUGUUCUCGACAUGGUUGUGA
This is a messenger RNA of Penicillium bovifimosum, 309 nucleotides long. RefSeq lists its product as uncharacterized. The transcript has a single exon. The record is from RefSeq and is a predicted model, not a curated record. NCBI's taxonomy places the organism in Eukaryota, Fungi, Ascomycota, Eurotiomycetes, Eurotiales, Aspergillaceae. The coding region runs from base 1 to 309 and encodes 102 amino acids.